Paramecium sonneborni is the source of this 159-nucleotide messenger RNA. Lineage: Eukaryota; Ciliophora; Oligohymenophorea; Peniculida; Parameciidae. The record is from the annotation of a GenBank genome assembly.
AUGCUUACUAACAUAUUCCAUAAAUAAAGUAAAUAAAAUGAAAAAGGUGCAGCUACUGCUUUCAAUAAAAACAACUCUAUUUUAGCAAUAUCUGCAUAAUCAAAAAUUAAAUUAAUGCAGCUUAAAUGUGGAUCAACAAAAUAAGUAUAAAGUUUUUGA